Molecule: messenger RNA, 2977 nt
Organism: Pangasianodon hypophthalmus (striped catfish)
Lineage: Eukaryota; Metazoa; Chordata; Actinopteri; Siluriformes; Pangasiidae
Gene: cdca4
Product: cell division cycle associated 4
Exons: 4
Coding region: 646-1569 (307 amino acids)
Cellular component (GO): nucleus
Molecular function (GO): transcription regulator activity
Source: RefSeq, a predicted model, not a curated record
CCCCCGAGGCUUUGUGUUAGAGGGGUCCCAGGCUAUGUGCAGAUGCAGAUGCACGGAUGGCCUGCUGUCCAUGCAGCUGAAAGUUUCCGCCCCCAUCAGCCCUGCCUGCGUGCCGGAUGCUCACUAGCUCACUACACCGGAGUGGCCGAGUGGAGCUGCACCUUUAACGCCGCCGCUGCCGCCGGCCUACAGAACCGCGCAUGACGCUCAUCAACCAAAGACCUAAACUCAUACCAGCUUUACAGUUUCCCUUCACUGAAACUAAGAGGCUCAAACCUGUUCCAGCAUGACGAUGCCCCUGUGCACAAAGCGAGCUCCAUGAAGACAUGGUGUGUGAAGGUUGGAGUGGAAGAACUCGAGUGUCCUGCACAGAGCCCUGACCUCAACCCCACUGAACACCUUUGGGAUGAACUGGAACACCGACUGAACCCCAGACCUCCUCGACAUCCCAACAUCAGCGCCUGACCUCACUAAUGCUCUUGUAGCUGAAUGAACACAAAUCCCCACAGCCACGCUCCAACAUCUAGUGGAAAGACUUCGCAGAAAACACAAACACAGGGGGAAUAAAUCUGGAAUGAGAUGUUCAAUAAGCACAUAUGGAUGUGAUGGUCAGGGGUGCACAUACUUUUGGCCGUAUAGUGUACAAUGCGCAGUAAGGGGAGGAAAAAAAACCCAGUGCUGCGAUGUCACUCGUGCUUCAGGGUAGACAUGUUCUCCAAAGGCACCAAGCGCAAGUUUCCCAGUGAUGAUGAUGAGAUGUCGGACGAGAACCUGGCCGGUGCCAAGGUGUCCUCCUCGUAUAGUCUGCAGCGCCAGUCUCUACUGGACAUGUCGCUCAUCAAGCUGCAGCUCUGCCACAUGUUAGUGGAGCCCAACCUGUGCCGCUCUGUGCUCAUCGCCAACACGGUGCGGCAGAUCCAGGAGGAGAUGACCCACGACGGCAGCUGGGUCGUCACCGAAGCCUUCUGCAGCGGGACCCAGGGCCCGUCCGAGCGCCUGGUGGCCACCGAGGUACUCUGCCGUUCACGCGAGCAGGAAGCCGAGCCUAAGCUCUUCUCGGUUAUCAGCUACGAAGGAAUCAGCCGCGAGGAGGAGGUGGUGGCGGACGAGACGCUGUGUUCGGUCUCGGUGCACGACUCUGCCUCUGACGUGUGUCUCUCAGCGACCUCGAGUCGUUGCUGGGACGCGACCAAGGACUCCCGUGAAAGCUCCAGGCUUGGUCCAGGAGACGACGAUGAUGAAGACGAGGAUGAAGAUGACGAACAGGAAAGUUCCUCCAGGGAGGAUCCAAAGGCAAUGGGGCAAGUUUUUGGGACAUUUGAGAUUAAGAAUGGUGCCUCGGGUCCGGACUCGGCUCUUGAGGAAUUGUUCUCAGACGUGGAUGCGUCGUAUUACGACCUCGACACCGUGCUGACAGGCAUUCAGAGCACGGCGCCUAAGAUGGGUCCAUACGACCUGCUGGACAGUUUGAGUCCCUCUCACACGCCGACGUCUAUAAACUCGCCGUCAAACUGCCGCUCGGAUCUGAACGAACUGGACCACAUCAUGGAGAUCAUUGUCGGCUCUUAGACGAGAGUCGGCUCUGAGACUAGUACGCUUUUUCCUCUUAAUGUUUUUCUACCUGUUGUGGAAGUUCAGUCUGCAGUCCUUUCAGGGAAAGGAGUGUGUGUCUUCUAAAGAAUGGCCUUGAUUUUAUGAGCUGACCAGUUAUCUUAUUUGCGUACCCUUUGUAUGUUCUUUCUCCCCCCUAUUUGUCUGGUUUUUUUUUUAUUUAUUUCUUUCUUGCGUCCAUUAACACUACAUACAGGAUGGAGAGCAGAACCAGAUGUAUACACAAAUGAAAAAAAGAUAUUUUCAUAAAGAUGAAAUUGCCUAACUGUAAAAUUAUAAAUGUAUAUUUUUACAAUAGAUACUGCUUGUUAACUGUUACAGUGCACUCGCUAUCGGUUUCCAACAUUAUGGUUUUAAACAGAUUCGCAGAUCAGUUAUCGACGUCAUGUUGUGGCUUUUUUUUUUUUUUUUUUUCUUAUUCCUUUCAGGAUUCGGAAAUGGCAGUAAGAAUACGGCGAUGCAUGACUUCUUUUUAUUGUAGCACACUUUUAGGUGCAUUUUGGCACCCAGCGUAUUUCUCCCAUCAGUAUCUGGGCAAAUCGUCAGCCUGUGUUCUAAUAUUAGAAGUCAUAGUGUUCUUAUAUUUGUUUUAUCGACAAAUGAAGAAUAAUGGGGCUGCCCCAUUCUAUAUAGUGACUUUUAAUUUAUUUUUAUUUAUUUGUUGCAAACUUUACAUGUUGAGUGUUGGCUUUGGUCAAACUCAGGGCAGAAGAGACUUCAUGGGCCUGAUUCGCCCCAAAUCCCUCAACCAGUAGUUCAUUUUAAUUUAAAACAUUUUUAAAAUUUGCUGGUUUAAAGCCUUUGGUAUGUGCAGAAGGCAGUUGUGAUGGAUUAUGUCCACUACUUUGAUGCACAUCUACAGAUCUAAAGAUAACGUAUUUCAGUCAUAGCUUUAUUUUCGGCUGCCUUUCAUUAUAAAGUCUCUGAUCAGGUAAAGAAAUCCUGAAUCUGAUGUCGUGUUUUGCAGCCUGCUGUCUAAACGCAGCCUCCUGAUGAGCUAUACACUUUCUCUGAUCCUAUGCAUUAAGUGUCGCAAUACACUUCCUAUGCACAAAGUGUUCGAGCACAUUUUAAAGUACAGUAUUGACUUUAACUUUGUAUUUUUCUCCGUCAGAAAGAGGACAGGGUUUAACGAUUGUCUUCCUGUUACAGAAACUUCAAUUCAGUCAUCAAUUCUGAAACCAUUUCUUUUAGUAAAAAAAAAAAACGAUUACAUUACAUUAAUUCGAGCGGAUGUAAUUCCUCUCUGCUUUAUGUCAGUUUCAUUUUUAAGUAUGAUAUAAAUCUAGAGUAGAGCAUAAAAACAUUUUAUAUGUGCAUUGUAGCAUUUUUAUAACAUUUUUAAUAAAAAAAGCACAAAUUAAAA